CCCACUGCCUGCUCCAUGGAGGCGGCGGCGGCGGCGGGACCGGGGUCCGCGCCGGGGCCGGAGCGGUGCCCGCUGGGGGAGGACAGCUUUACGCGCUUCUCGUCGCAGAGCAACGUGUACGGGCUGUCGGGCGGGGCCGGGGGCCGCGGGGAGCUGCUGGCCGCCACCCUUAAAGGGAAGGUGCUCGGCUUCCGCUACCAGGACCUCCGACAGAAAAUCCGGCCCGUCGCCAAGGAGCUGCAGUUCAACUACAUCCCGGUGGAUGCCGAGAUCGUCUCCAUAGACACGUUCAACAAGUCUCCGCCCAAGCGGGGCCUGGUCGUUGGCAUCACGUUCAUCAAGGACUCCGGGGACAAAGCCAGCCCGUUCUUGAACAUCUACUGCGACUACGAGCCCGGGUCCGAAUACAACCUGGACUCCAUUGCCCAGAGCUGCCUGAACCUGGAGCUGCAGUUCACUCCGUUCCAACUGAGCCACGCCGAGGUGCGGGUCGGGGAGCGGCUGGAGACGGUGUUUCUGCUGAGCGGCAACGACCCCGCGAUCCAUCUGUACAAGGAGGACGAGGGUCUGCACCAGUUCGAGGAGCAGCCGGUGGAGAAUCUGUUUCCGGAGCUCGGGGAGCUGAACAGCAGCGUGCUGUGGCUGGACGUUCGCAACCUCCCGGGGUCGGCACAGAGGAUCACGGCCUUCGGCUGCCAGAGCGGCUUCGUCCAGGUGGCCUGGGUGGACCAGGCCAGCAGAGCCGUGCUGCGCACCUGGAGCGUCCAGCAGGACGGCCUCUCCCGCGUCCUCGUCUUCGGCCCGUCCCCCGGCCCCGCCGAGGACCGCCCCCGGCCACCCCCCGGAGAAUACAGCGUGCUGGUGGCCAGCAUGAUCGAGCUCUCUGUAGUCUACCGGAACGUGCUGCGGAAGGGCCUCGGCGACCAGGUGCUGCUGCCCGACAGCGACCAGUUCGACAGCGUCCUGUGCGGGCUGGUCACCGACGUGGACUUCGACGGCCGCCCUGAGAUCCUGCUGGGCACCUACGGGCAGGAACUGCUGUGCUACAAGGAGCCGGAGGGUCCGGGGGACCCGGCGGGGGGCUUCCGGCUGCUCUGGCGGAGGAGCUUUCCCAGCCCCCUCCUGGCCAUGGAGCACCUGGACCUGACCGGAGAUGGCCUCCGCGAACUGGCCGUCGUCUCCCUCAAAGGCCUGCACAUCCUGCAGCACAGUCUGACCCAGACGGCGGCCCGGAUACUGCAGCGGCUCCGGGAGCAGGUGGAACGGCAGAGGCAGCAGAAGGCAGGGCCGAGCAGCAGCCCGCCCCCGGCCGACCCCCGGGACUAGAUUUCCGCCCCCCGCGCCCUCUCGCCUCCUCCCCUCCCACUCUCCGGCGGAGACCGGGGCCAGAGUGGCCCGGGGGCGGAGUUUCGGUUUCC
This is a messenger RNA of Ornithorhynchus anatinus (platypus), 1418 nucleotides long. It is a transcript of the gene KPTN, whose product is annotated as kaptin, actin binding protein. Gene Ontology annotation, molecular function: actin filament binding. Gene Ontology annotation, biological process: negative regulation of TORC1 signaling; actin filament organization; cellular response to amino acid starvation. The record is from RefSeq and is a predicted model, not a curated record. Gene Ontology annotation, cellular component: lamellipodium; actin cytoskeleton; KICSTOR complex. Lineage: Eukaryota; Metazoa; Chordata; Mammalia; Monotremata; Ornithorhynchidae.